Molecule: messenger RNA, 859 nt
Organism: Drosophila bipectinata
Lineage: Eukaryota; Metazoa; Arthropoda; Insecta; Diptera; Drosophilidae
Gene: Grx3
Product: Glutaredoxin 3
Biological process (GO): intracellular iron ion homeostasis
Cellular component (GO): cytosol; nucleus
Source: RefSeq, a predicted model, not a curated record
ACGGCUGUACUCUUUCCAGCUGAUCGGCAUAAAACAUUCGACCUGCUUUUAUUCAAUUUAAACAGUUUUCUGUAAAUUCCAAACAAAUAUAUAUCACAAUGCCAGUGGUAACCGUAGAAAAUGCUGAGGAGUACCAAAAGUUCAUCAAUGCGGACAAGACCACGGUGGCGCUGUUUGAAGCCGACUGGGCCGAGCAAUGUGCUCAGGUGAAAGAUGUGCUGGGGGACCUCUCCAAGAUAUUAGGAGACAAACUGCAAUUCAUCAACUUAAAUGCGGAGAAGUUUCCAGAAAUAUCAAUGAAGCACCAGAUUGAAGCCGUCCCAACGGUCAUAUUCUUCACUAAGGGUUCGGCAGUAGAUCGCGUCGACGGUGUGGAUAUUGCUUCUAUAAGCAGUAAGUCCAAAAAGUUGGCCGAAAGCGCAAGUAGCGCUGCUGCCACCGGCCAAACUCUUGAGGACCGCCUUAAAGCCCUCAUCAACAAGGCACCACUUAUGAUUUUUAUGAAAGGCGAUCGAAAUGCUCCACGGUGUGGCUUUUCCAAGCAACUGAUUGCCAUUGUCAACGAUACAAAUUUGCCGUAUGAAACCUUUGACAUCCUAGGGGAUGAAGAAGUCCGUCAGGGCUUGAAGACUUACUCCGAUUGGCCCACGUACCCGCAGGUCUAUGUCAAGGGAGAGCUUAUCGGCGGACUAGACAUCAUCAAGGAACUUCUGGCCAACAAAGAGUUGGAAGCUACACUCAAGGCCUAAUGUUUUCUAUUGACCAACUUACCAAUACGCACCUCAAGCCCGAAACAAACCAGUCUUCUAAGCCGCAACAUUUUUAACGAAUAAAUAAAGAGAGUUUAGCGAACAAUUUA